AUGACGGACAAAACAAAUCCAGUGAAGACUUCGGAUUAUUUUUUGGGGGGUGGUCAGUAUCCUUUUGGUGGUUGGUUACCUAAGGCUAUAGCGGCUCCUACCCCUGUUAGUUGUUUGGUCCAUAGUAGUACUUUGGUUACUGCCGGGAUAAUGUUGAUGGAUUGUACUCUCUUGGCCAAGAUUUGGCCUGAAUGUCUUAUAUCAACUUCAACUGUUACGCUACCACUUGGGCUCGCUCCAAAUCCAAGGAAGUACGCAUGUCUGCUUUGGCGCAUGUCGGUCGCUUGCACACAGCAGCCCUGGAGAACUGUUGCAGAUAGGUCGUUGGUUAUGAGUGAUCGCUUCGUGCCAUAUUCUUCGUUGAUAAGGUCCUUUUACAGGUUACUGAUGAAUCUGAUUAUUGGCGUCGCAGGUCGCUUAUUGGUUUGCAAGAACUAUGGUUUGAGCUUACAACGACUAAAGCAUACUCUUCCUGACUUACCGUACGAUUAUGGGGCCUUGGAACCGAUACUGUCGGCCGAAAUUAUGAAAGUUCAUCACAGCAAACAUCACGUUGCAUACGUGAAUGCCCUUAAUCAAGCGGAAGAGAAAGUGAAAGAAGCGCUAGCAAAAGGAAAUAUGCAAGCUGUUGUUGCCGCUACAAAACUCAUGAAUUUCAACGCUGGCGGUCACAUUAAUCACACUCUAUUUUGGGAAGGUUUGACUACCGUAAAGGAUAGCGGAGAACCGAGUUCUGAACUGAUGACUGCUAUAAAAAAGGAUUUCGGGUCUUUGGAAACAAUGAGGGAUAAGUUAAGUACCAAAACAAUUGCGAUCCAAGGUUCUGGAUGGGGAUGGCUUGCUUAUGACAAGGAAAUGCGACGUUUGCAACUUGCUUGUUGUCCCAACCAAGAUAUUCUUCAGUCAACAACAGGCCUCAUUCCAUUAUUUUGUAUCGAUGUCUGGGAGCAUGCUUAUUAUCUGCAAUAUAAAAAUGUACGACCAGAUUUCGUGAAAGCUAUUUGGAAAAUUGCGAACUGGAAAGUAAUCAGCGAUCGUUACGCUAAGGCUAUGAGAUAAUCUUUCAUGGAAAGUUUUAAGUGAAAUUCAGUAACUGUACAUGGGCAACCUAUCAUUCUGCUCUUAGGCGCAUGUCAGAAUUUAAAAAAUACCCUUCUAGUAGUAUAAAAUAUCAUUGAAUCCGGUGCGCAGUUCUUCCAAUCCUGAAUAAAAGCAUCUUUAGCAAACAUGUUUAUGCUAUAUAAUAUUCAUGCAAAAUUGAUAUCAGUUGUUGCGAUAGCGAAGUAUAUU
Molecule: messenger RNA, 1290 nt
Organism: Loa loa (African eye worm)
Lineage: Eukaryota; Metazoa; Nematoda; Chromadorea; Rhabditida; Onchocercidae
Exons: 7
Coding region: 1-1059 (352 amino acids)
Biological process (GO): superoxide metabolic process
Cellular component (GO): mitochondrion
Molecular function (GO): superoxide dismutase activity; metal ion binding
Source: RefSeq, a predicted model, not a curated record